AAAGGCAGAAGUCGGACAAACGUCAAUAUAAAAAGAAGUGGGAAAAUAGGCGGGUCUUGAACCUGUCUCUCUCUUCUCCGAGGAGUACCGAGCUAAUAAAGACGUAAUGGCCGAGCAAUCGAAGCUCACUGAUUGGCUCUCGUCUACUCCACACCACCGCAAGCCAUGGCCCGAAAUCGCCAUCUCCUCAAGUCCCGCCCGCAACAAGAGCAUCUUUUUUUUAGCCAAACCCCCAGACUUCCUCCCUCCGUCAUCGCUUUUCGCCUCCCAUUCAACUUAACUCUUGAUCUUGCAUCACUUUCCAAUCUUGCAUCUUGCAACAAUCCUGAGAAAAAACUCUCAACGACCUACGCACAACCUGAUAUCGACGACUUCGAUAUAUCACCAAAACCUACACACACAACACAUACCACAAUGUUCGCUAGAGGACUUCGCGCUGUCUCGCGGCGAGCUGCUGUCGCUGCCCCCCUCGCCCGUCCUACCAUCCUCCCUGCCCGCCAGAUCUCUCCCGCCGUCGCCGUCAACGCUACCCGCUCCUACCACGAGAAGGUUCUCGACCACUACUCACGACCCCGAAAUGUCGGCUCCAUGAACAAGAAAGAUAGUGAUGUCGGAACCGGUCUCGUCGGCGCCCCUGCCUGCGGCGAUGUCAUGAAGCUCCAGAUCCGCGUCGAUCCUGAAACCCAGAAGAUCUCCGAGGUCAAGUUCAAGACAUUCGGAUGCGGUUCCGCCAUCGCCUCCAGCAGCUAUCUCACUGAGCUUGUGCGCGGCAUGAGCUUGGAUGAUGCUGGAAAGGUCAAGAACACUGAGAUUGCUAAGGAGCUCUGCUUACCCCCCGUCAAGCUGCACUGCUCCAUGCUUGCUGAGGAUGCUAUCAAGUCUGCCAUCUCCGAUUACUACACCAAGAACCCCAACGCCAAGGUCAGCAACCUCAGCGGUACUGGCAUGAAGCUCCCUGAGGCCGACGCCGCUGCUGCUUAAACGUGGUAAUUCGUCAAGAAAAUCUCAACAUAAAAAAACACGAAUAUUACAUUGCUUUUACGCCAUGUCACCAUACUUGGGAAACUAGGAUAUGAUACCCUCUUUGAGGCAGGAUGAAAAAAGAAAGUCGUUCGGAACACCAACGAAGGAGGGGGAGUCAUCUUUGGAUCUAGUCUGGAGUAAGACUGUCUGACGCAACACGUCUGACUGGUCUUUCCCUUCUUUAUCCGCACAUUCAUGGGAUCAGUAUUUGGGAGUCAGGGGUUCUUAUUGUUAUUUUCUGCCUGAAAUCACUAUGGUUGUGAUUGGGCUUAUUGGGGAUGCGUGGAAGAGGGGGGCCUACAAUUGGAGCGGGGUCGGUAGAAUGAGAUGAACUGUAUCAAAUAGCUACAAGCGCGAAAUGUCAAAUGUCUUCCUCAGAACAAAUUCGUUGUUUCUUCGUGAGUCAGUGAAGAUUGAUAAGCUGUUAUCUGAUGGGGUGAUGGAUAGCGGCCUCCGCGGAGAUGAGCUGUCGUUGUGAUGCGGCUUGUGUUAUCAAUCACACAAUUUUCAGGGUCCAUGCCUCGGUCACCAGGUCCCUCGCUUCUUGGGUUAGACAACCUCAUUUCUGGAGCCUGACGAUCAUCAUAAGUUCUGUGAGCGCUCACCACGAUUCGACUGAUUCACUCCAUGUACGUCUCCAGGUGAUCUCUCCAUAAAGCCAAUUCCUGAGACCCUGUCCAAUCGGUAGCAAGUGAUCCUAGUCCAAAUCUCGUGAUUCACCCUCAAAGCUCCUUAUCAAUCACCCCACCAACCAUGUGCGCGAGGACAAUCUUCUCGUAAAGCGACUCUAUACACCAAUUCAAAUUUAAUAACAAUCUUUUACACUUUACCUGCGUUAUACUACACCAGAUGCACAUUCAAGAAAGAAAUGUAGACAACAGAUCUUCUUAUCCCUGCUGCAACUCAUGCAAGGUCCAGUUCUGCUCAAAGAAAUCCUCCGUAGCGCGUCAGCAUCAGGCCAUUUUCCACCAAAAAAGUAAAGCCACCGUUGCAUUUCGCGGGGUAGCUCGAUCGAAUUGAGAUAUUGGGUUCCGAGGGUUUGGGAGAGGGAAAUUGAGUGCCUGUGGGGGUUUUCGUAUCGAAUUUUGCGUUGGUGAGGAUUUGGGGGCUGUGUAUGGGUGGUGUAAGUACGGAUUUGAGGUGAACAACACGAUUCAAGGCCAAGGCAGUUCUUGAUCACAUCAGCGUACUAUGAUUUGCUUAGGGGAAUAGUUUCUGUCUAUCAAAUUAAACGUUUGCUCUUGGUAAACCCAUGUCUAUCUAUAUGCAUGCAUCGCUCGAUUCACAACCCUCGACUAAGCAGCUGGCAAAUGAAUGCCAUGAAAUCCCUGUCCAAUCGCAAAAUCAGCCUCUGCCCUACCCAUCUCCUCCAUAGUCUUGCCAUUCAAGCACAGUAUAUAUGCAGCCUCAUUAACUCCAUCGACAACCAGACUGAAGAUGAUACCAUCAUCUUCUUCCACCGCUCCGGGCCUUGGCACAAAGACCGGCUCGCCAGGGGUAUGCCCUUCAGGUCCCGUCCAUAUGAACGCUUCACUGGUAUCUAAGUCUGUCUUUACCAGAGCGUCGACUGAGGUUGUUAGACCGCGCAGUGAGGCGCUGUAGACGUAGCGAUAGGGUUUGCCGUUGCGAAGCGGGUGAAUAGUUGGGAGCUCGCCUGCGUGCGGGCUUGGGAUGGCGAGGACUUCUUCUGCACUAGCGGAGAAUGUUGUAUCUGGUGCUGGUUUCGGGGGCAGUCUGAAGCGGUAUCUUGUGAGAGUUGGUGCGCAAUUCUUGUACCGGUCAUUCUUGAACCAGUAUUUCUUUGUAGCGUCGUCGCGAUCCAUAAGAACAUCGUAGUAGAACCCCUUGAUGAUGUCCAUGUUUUCAUACUUGGCCAUAUCAAAGAAGAGGUCUGUCUGUUCAGCACCAUCCUCAUCUUUAACCUUUUCCUCAAACGCAUUGAUGCUGUGGAAGAAGAAAGCAGCGGGUGUCGAGAAAGUAGCGACAAGCCCCUUUCCAUGUCGUCGAUCAACAACAAGCCACUUGCAUUUCCUCUCUUUAUCGAAUGGCUUCAUUGAAUCGAUGAUAUUUCCCUCCCAUUGUGUCUUCAGUCCUCUCCAUGCGUAGUGCGAUGCUGGUAUGCAUAUCACGACGUGGUUUUCUGUGAGGAAGAAACUGUGCAUGUACGCCGGUGGAACAUUGAGAUCAGAGAUUGUAGCGAGGACCUCUGUUUCGCCUGAAGCAGCGUCGACUCUGAAGAUUCGAUAUGUUGGAACUCGGCCGAAUGCGAGGUUGAAGUUGAAUAAGUCUCCUGAGUCGGGGUCGCGUUGGGCGUGAGAGCAGGAACAGGGACCGCUGAGAGAAGGGUGAAGAUCGUAUUGCGUGGUCUCGCCCAGGGGCUGAAGAGUUGAUGGGUCGAUGCGACGUAUGCCAGUGUAGUCUGUAGAAACAAACAGAUUACUCGUGUUCACACGAUGUCCAAGAGGUCCUGUCACUCCAUUCGACACCUCCGUCUUCUCAUCCUCCGGCACACCAGGAACAUUCGCCAAAAGCGCAACAUUAUGAUUCCCCAACUUUGGUUCAAAAACAGUCAUGACCUUCGCAAAGAUCCCAACACAAGGAUCAGCUUUCUGUCCAAACGUCAUUCCCGACCGCCAUCCCUUCUUCUUCACAUCAGCAAUCCACUCAUCAGCCUGUCGUCUUGAUGAGUACCACACUUGUGUCUCGUCAUCUUCAGAAGGAAUGAUGUCAAAGCGAUGAGUUUGUGCGAAGCCGUCGAACCAGUGUGUUGUGAAGUGUGUACCGCGGGCUGUAUCUUCAACGCGACUUUGGCCGGGACCUGUGCGGUAGAGAGAACCAGCUGCCCACGAGGGGAAAGUACCUC
This is a messenger RNA of Fusarium odoratissimum NRRL 54006, 3886 nucleotides long. RefSeq names its product nitrogen fixation protein NifU. Gene Ontology annotation, biological process: intracellular iron ion homeostasis; iron-sulfur cluster assembly. Lineage: Eukaryota; Fungi; Ascomycota; Sordariomycetes; Hypocreales; Nectriaceae. The coding region runs from base 166 to 981 and encodes 271 amino acids. Gene Ontology annotation, cellular component: mitochondrial matrix; cytoplasm. The record is from RefSeq and is a predicted model, not a curated record. The transcript has 2 exons. Gene Ontology annotation, molecular function: 2 iron, 2 sulfur cluster binding; ferrous iron binding.